GGGUUCAAAAUUAGGCAUGAAUCAACUUUGUUCCACACCGGUUCAGUUUGGUACGAGGUGUACCGAGUAGUUCGGCAUACCUUGGCUAGUAUAGUAUGAAAACUCAUCAAGGACAAUGCGGGGUGAUGGCUAUGUGAGACAGAAAUUCAGCUUUAAAUUUUUCAUUAGGAUUUUUUUGUUUGGUUGAAAAGUGCAGGGGAAUAGGAAAUUAUGAUAAAAUCAAUGUUUUUGUAAUUUGGGUUUUUCAGGCUAAUUUUCUUCUCCUUUACCUUACUAAACCUUACUAAUUCUUCUUCUUUUUUUUUCUUUUAUUCCCAUUUGAGUAUCUUUAUUUUGUUUCAGAGAUGAACUGUCUUCCCCCCCAAAUAAAAAAACACUUGGCGGCACUGCUGAGUAUGUGAAUAUGUUACAAUGUUACUAAAUUUUAAUAGCUUCAGUUUAGGACUGGAGGGAGGGAUUUGGCCAAUAAUUAAUGAGUCUGUUGAAUUUUUAUGUGAGAGACAUGUUUUACUACAAUGGUGCUUAGAAGACAAAAGUUUCCCAAUUUUAAAUGAGAUUACUGCUGUAUAUUAUGGUUCAUUGAAGCAUAUGCAGAUACAUUUCAAACAAUAGGCCUUGUUGGUCAUUCCUCUUUUUUAUUUGAUUUUAACUUUUCAUGAGGUUGCAGAUUUAGUGAAAUGUCAUGCAUUCGAUUUAUAGCCUUGAGUUUCAUAUAGAGCCUAAAGUAAAAUUGAGGUCCUCUGCUAAUAUUUAUUCCAGUCACAAAUAAAAUAUAUUUUCUUGCAAGAUGAGUUCAUAGGAUCUGAGAAUUUUGGUUGUACAUCAAUGCUUGCUUGUUAGAUCUCUUGCUGUUAGUGUUCUUGACAUUAUGCCUAACUAUAUAUCUAUUCAUGUCUCUCUCAUUGAUGAUUCACUUCUGAAAGAUGACCUUUUCUUUUGUUGUGCAGAGUUGUAUUAAUUUCCCCUAGGAAUUAUAAGUUGAUGAUAGGAGAUCUUUCACAUUUUAUUGUUCUUGCCUUCUAUUUGAUUUUGUCUCUCUUUUCAGGCAUACCAGGCUGCGCUAAAUCAGAUCUAUGCAAAGAAUUACUAAACACUCCCAGUGGCCUUGGAGACAACUGCCCUAUGCAUAGUCUGAUGGGUGAUCUUAUUAAAGGAAGAUACUGGCAAAAGGUUUCUGAUGAGCGUAGGAAGAAACCAUGUGCCAUAACCCUAGGCAACAAAAAUGCUCCAAAGGAAGAAGUGUGGAGACAGAUUGAGGACAUUUGUUGGAGCACAAAAGCAUCUGCUGUUCCUGUUGUUCCAGAAACUGAAGGAACUGAUUCAAUUCCAUUUUCUCUUGAUGCGCUGGCUGUUUUUAUGUUUCAUGUUCUUCAACGUGUAAAUCGUCCGGUAUCUGCAUGCCUCUGCUAAUUUUAAUCGCAGAGAAUUUGAGAGUGAAUUGUAUGAACGUUUUGGCUCAUUGAUCAAGAUGCCUUUGCUCAAGGCUGAUAUGUAAAGAUACCUUUCUGUUUUAAUUGUUCCGACAAUUCAGUGCUUUAAGGCCUUUGCACUAACGAGCUCACCGUAAAGGCCAGCCAGGCCAGCUGCUAUGUGGUGAUAUGCUUGUGAGUUGUGUUACAAACCACGUGAUGGUCAAUCAAAUUCAAUCAUCAUAUCAUCGUAAACCUUUUUUCUCGGGAAAAGGUAUAGUGACGACUAUCCUGGGAAUAAUGGAUUUAGAACCUCUACAAAUAUAGUUUAUGCAUGUUCUGGUUGUAAAAUAUUGAAAUAUAAGUCAUUUAUCGGUUAGAUAGGUCGGGGGUGCUUUUAUCUAAAAUUAGAUUGGGUUUAAAACUGGCC
This is a messenger RNA of Phoenix dactylifera (date palm), 1839 nucleotides long. RefSeq names its product tRNA ligase 1-like. Gene Ontology annotation, biological process: tRNA splicing, via endonucleolytic cleavage and ligation. Gene Ontology annotation, molecular function: RNA ligase (ATP) activity. NCBI's taxonomy places the organism in Eukaryota, Viridiplantae, Streptophyta, Magnoliopsida, Arecales, Arecaceae. The record is from RefSeq and is a predicted model, not a curated record.